CCAAUUUUCUCACACCAGAAGUGACUUGCAGUUUCUCAAGUCUCUCCUGACAUGAAAAAAGUCUUAUCUCAGAUUAUGUGGCAGUGGAGACUCAUAUAAUCCAGUUUUAAGCAGAUGUUCUUUUAUUUGCUAACCUUGCUAACCCUCUCACAGAGGCUUUAAAUGAUGUUAACAGUUCUCAUUUCCUUCUGAGGCCAGGAAGCAAGGAACAGCUGAGACAGUACUACUGAUGAGAUACCUAUUAGUUCCUGAAAUCUCAUGAAGCAUAAAAAGACUGGGGCCUAAAGUAUCAAUAGGAAGAAGGACAUGAUGAUGAUGAUGAUUUGUUAUUUUUUUUAUUAAUACCCCGCCUUUCUCCCCAUGGGUGUCUGGAUCUAUAGCUUUCUGGCAAAGAAAUUACCUCACAAAGUUGGAAGGCUUUAAUGCAAAAGCCUGCAUUAGGGAAUGCAACAAAAUUCCAACUGACAGUUUAUUUCUUUCACGCCUCACCCUGGCCCCUCCCCUGCAUUGCUCACAUUUUCAUGGCAACCCUCAUCCAGAUUUCAAAUAUACACAGGACAGUUCUAAGACAUGGCCUAAUUUCCUGGCUUCACACAAAACCAGGAAAUAAGGUCAUGAUAGUGAGGCCUUAAGGCGGCCACUACUACAUCUCAUCAUACUCCCUCUGCUUGUUUUGUUUUUAGGAUAGUUUCUAUUGAGCCCUUUCCCCAUUUACUGAGGGUCCUUACCAUGUCCAGUGAGGGAUGACUUUUAUGUUCUUCCCAUUUUUCCAGCAGAAAACCGUCGGAAACGAAAUGUCUGCGUCAAGUGCGGGAAGUGUUUUGGACACAAACGGGACCUUACGAAACACCAGAAAGUCCACACAGAAGAAGAAAGUUAUGCCAGGGUGAAAGCCUUCAAGUGUAACAUAUGUGGGAAAGGUUUUGCCCAAAAAAGGGCACUGGCAUUUCAUAAGAGACUCUGUGCUGGAAAAAAACACAUUCCAUUUAAAGUCUCAGGAAACCGUUUUGAUCAGAAAUUGAACCACCUGAGCCAUCGAGUAUUCCUAAAAGGAAAGAAAACACACAAAUGUCACGAGUGUGGAAAACACUUCGCUGGCAAAUCGGUGCUUGUGGUCCAUCAGAGACUCCACACAGGAGAGAAGCCACACAAAUGCCUGAAGUGUGGGAAACAUUUCACUCAGAUGUCAUGCCUUUGGAGACACGAGAGAACUCACACAGGAGAGAAACCAUAUAAAUGCCAGGAGUGUGCGAAAUCUUUUUCUCAGAAAGCAAACCUUGUGAGCCAUCAGAGGCUUCACACGGGAGAGAAACCAUACAAGUGCCAGGACUGUGGGAAAUGUUUUACUCGGAAUGCACAUCUUGUUAGCCACCAGCGAGUUCACAUAGGAGAAAGUCCAUAUCAAUGCCAGGAAUCUGGUACGUGCUUUGAUCCCAGCCUCCACUUUCUAAGCCACACAGGACUCCACACAGGAGAGAAACUGUACAAAUGUCAAGAGUGUGAGGAAUGUUUUGUUCACCGUCGACAAUUAGUAAAGCAUCUGGUACUCCAUACAGAAGGUAAAGUAUAUGAAUGUCAAGAGUGUGGAAAAUGUUUUGCCCGGAAUGAAAACCUUCUAAAUCACUCCAGGGUCCACUCCGGAGAGAAACCAUACAACUGCAAGGAGUGUGGGAAAAGUUUUGUUCACAGUUCAUCCCUCGCGUAUCACAAGAGGCUUCACACAGAAGACAAAUCAUACAAAUGUCAGGAGUGUGGGAUGUAUUUUGGUUACAGGAAAAAACUAAUAACUCACCAGAGAGUCCACACAGGAGAGAAGCCGUACAAAUGCCAGGAGUGUGGGAAGUGUUUUGCUCAGGAUUCAUAUCUUCUGAAGCACAACAGAAGACUUCAUGCAGAAGAGAAACCCUACAAAUGCCAAGAGUGUGGGAAAUGUUUUGCUCAGAGUUCAACCCUUGCACAGCACAUCAGACUUCAUGCAGGAAUGAAACCAUACAAAUGCCAAGAGUGUGGGAAAUGUUUUGCUCAGAGUUCAUACCUUGUGAAGCACAACGAACUGCACACAGGAGAGAAACCAUUCAAGUGCCAAGAGUGUGGGAAGUGUUUUGCUCAGAAUUCAUAUCUUGUGAAGCACAACAAGAGACUUCACACAAGAGAGAAACCAUACAACUGCCAAGAGUGUGGGAAAUGUUUUCCUCAGAGUUCAUCUCUUGCACGUCAUAAGAUGAUUCACAUAAGAAAGAAGCAAUUAAAAUGUUAGGUGUGUGUAAAAUUUUCUAUUCACAGCUCAUACCAUGUGACUCCCAAGGGUAUCCACAAAAGUGAUAAACAAUUUGUGCCAGAUCUGUAGAGAUGACGGUCUCUCCACCCGCCUCUCUUCUUCCUGCAGCAGGUGUGAAUGGAGAAGGGAUGGUGAGUAUGAAUGUUGGCUGUGAGUGAAUGUUGGGGGCAAUGUGAUGCUUCACCUUUGCCUGUGUAAUCAAUAUAGAUAUUAUAAAACCAGUAACUGGUGUCUGCGUGUCUACUAGGCAUGGGCAAUCCAUGGUUCUAAAAUGUUCCUAAAGUACUGUCAUGUUGCCAGGGCUCUGCCUUAUUUAGGUAGAGAUGAGCCAAACUCCCAGUUUUAUCAAACAAUUUAAUUAAAACA
Molecule: messenger RNA, 2644 nt
Organism: Anolis sagrei ordinatus
Lineage: Eukaryota; Metazoa; Chordata; Lepidosauria; Squamata; Anolidae
Source: RefSeq, a predicted model, not a curated record